This is a messenger RNA of Odocoileus virginianus texanus, 2697 nucleotides long. Lineage: Eukaryota; Metazoa; Chordata; Mammalia; Artiodactyla; Cervidae. The record is from RefSeq and is a predicted model, not a curated record.
AGGAAAUUGUGCUUCCUCUAAGAAUCUUUCAGUUUUCCUUAUUUUUGACAGCAGGGCUAUUUAACAUCCUAUAUAUCCCUUUUUGCUUUGACUGCCUGGAAACUCGGGACACAUUCUGCUAAAAUCUGUUUAGGCCUUUCCGGCCUGCAUAUUUGCAUUGUAUUCUUUAUCCCUCCACCUCAUUUUGACUUUCUAAUCUAAUUAUUUUCCUCCUUGUUCUCAUAUAAAUUUUUUUUCUACUUAUGUGUUUGUUGUAAGAUGCCUCAUCUUUUAUAACCCAAGAUUGCAUAUCAGUAAGUAAAAUAGAAUCAGUGUUCCUUUUAGUAAAUCCUGCUAGUUUAAUACAUGUGUACACAAAUAUGCAGCAGUAGUUAUCAACUUACAGUUAGGUUAUUUUCCAGUUUUUUUUUUGCUAAGAUUAGCUUUUAAUCUGAAAUGUUCUCUGCUAGAAACCAAUAGGGUAUUGUACCAGAACGUAAGCUUAUUUAAAAUAAAGUAUAGCUAUGAAACUUUAAACAGUGAUCCCCAUUUAGAACUUAAAUUUUGAAAGAAAAUAGGUUGAGUUCCAAUGGAAGAAGUUAAUAAUACACCCAUGGCAUGAAUACCCCACCAUUCCCACCCAUUUCCUGGAUCUUUCCGCAGAUCUGCUCAGCUUCCUUUUUUCCACUGCUGCAAUCAGCAACGCUAGUGACAAUUGCUGUCCUGCAAUGUGUUGUGAGUGUGGGCUUCUGACCCUCCUAAGGGGCUCAGGGUCCAAAGAGGUGAUCAAAACUUGGCAAGGCUUAUGUUCAGCCAUGGUGACGGGUCCUGUGAGCAUUCAUGAUGACACUGUGUAAAGUGCCUGGGACUUUGGGCGGAUGGCAGCAGGUGUGAAUGAGGGAUUUCCAAGUAGGAGAACACCUGGGAAAAAAAGGGUUGUCUUCUUUGUCUUGAUUUUGCGAUCAGAUGCUUUGUCUCCGGAGAGGAUCACUUCUGUAGACUUAACAACAUGAGUUUAAUCUGCUAAAUUAGAGAGACCAGCAAGAAAAGAAGAGCCUAUACCUGGACUUUGAGGCAUACGUUAUUUUGCUAGGAGGAUUAAAAAAAAAAGUUCCCUUUUAACCACAGAACCCCUCCAUUGGAAAGGAUUCUGAAAGAAAUGAAGAAAACCACCAGAAAUGAAAUCAGUAGCAUCAUGGCCUUCUGUUGACUGGACUAGACUUUUCUUCCUGCCAUUCCUUGGAAUGACACUGUACAGGAUGUCUGCUGAGGUCAUCCAUCAGGUAGAAGAAGCACUUGGUGAGGAUGAGAAGGAUGCACUGCUUUUUUUGUGCCGAGAUGUUGCUGCAGAUGUGGUUCCACUGAAUGUCAGGGAUCUUCUGGAUGUUUUAAGAGAGAGAGGAAAGCUGUCUUCUGUGAGCUUGGCUGAGCUGCUCUACAGAGUGAGGCGGUUUGACUUGCUCAAGAAGGUCUUGAAUAUGGAUGCCCCGACAGUGGAGGCCCUCCUGCGCAGGCACCCACGUCUGAUUUCAGACUAUAGGGUGCUGAUAAUGGAGAUUGAUGAGGAUUUGGAAAAGUCUGACGUGUCCUCGUUAAUGUUCCUCAUGAGAGAUUAUAUGGGCCGAAGCAAGAUGGCCAAGGAUAAGAGUUUCUUGGAUCUUGUGGUUGAAUUGGAGAAGCUAAAUCUGGUUGCUCCAGAUCAACUGGAUUUGUUAGAAGAAUGCCUGAGGAACAUCAACAGGAUAGACCUGAAGACAAAAAUCCAGAAAUACAGGCAGUCAGCUCAAGGACCGGACAAAAAUUACGUAAAUGCUCUCCAGGCAUCUCUGCCAAACUUGAGUAUUAAAGAUCCUUCAUAUACCCUAAGGAUCCAGAAUGGCAGGAGUAAAGACCAAAGGCUUAUGAUGGGACCACCUGACAUUCAAAGAGAACCAGUGAAGAGAUCCAUUCAGGAAUCAGGAGCAUUUUUGCCUCAGCACAUAGUGGAAGAGAGGUAUAAGAUGCAGAGCAAGCCCCUGGGAAUCUGCCUGAUAAUUGACUGCAUCGGCAAUGACACAGACAGUCUUCGGGACACUUUCACUUCCCUGGGCUAUGAAGUCAAGCAUUUCUUAUAUCUCACUAUGAAAGAUAUAACUGACAUUCUGUGCCAAGUUGCCCGGAUGCCCCAGCACCAUGACUCUGACAGCUUCGUGUGUAUCCUGGUGAGCCGAGGGGGCUCCCAGAGCGUGUUUGGUGUGGAUCAGACUCACUCUGGGGUCCCUUUGGAUCAUAUCAGAAGGAUGUUCAUGGCAGACAGGUGCCCCUCUCUCUCAGGGAAGCCAAAGCUCUUUUUUAUUCAGAGCUAUGUGAAAUCAGAGGGGCAGCUGGAGGGCAGCAGCUUCCUGGAGGUGGAUGGGCCGUCAGUGAAAAGUGCAGAGUCCAAGGCCGGGAAGCCUGGGGCCUACCGAGAUUUGAUUCACCGAGAAGCUGACUUCUUCUGGAGCCUGUGCAGAGCAGAUGUGUCCCUGCUGGAGGGGCCCUCCAGCUCACCCUCACUGUACCUGCAGUGCCUCUCCCAGAAACUGUGGCAAGAAAGAAAGCACUCACUCCUGGAGCUCCACACUGAACUCAACAGCCUGGUGUAUGAUUGGAACAUCAAAGUGUCUGCUAAGGAGCGGUACUACGUCUGGCUGCAGCACACUUUGAGAAAGGAGCUCUUCCUCUCUCACAAAUAAAAAG